This is a messenger RNA of Trypanosoma conorhini, 303 nucleotides long. RefSeq lists its product as uncharacterized. The record is from RefSeq and is a predicted model, not a curated record. The transcript has a single exon. Lineage: Eukaryota; Euglenozoa; Kinetoplastea; Trypanosomatida; Trypanosomatidae. The annotation marks the transcript as partial.
AUGCAACUCAUUUGCACUGGUGUGUUGGGCGCCGUGAGCCAGACCGUUUCUUUUUCUUCCUCUUUUACUCCGUGCAGGCGGACAUGGCAAGGCCUUGUUCAGGCGUUUCCCCUGCCCAUUGCUUUUAAUGCUCGGCGCCUUGGCAGGGCUGCCGGUCGUGGCGGACUCCGCUGUGGGUUAUGGGGCAUUGCGUGGCUUUCAAUGGCGUGUCUUGAUCGCAGGCCGCGAUGGGCGGAAAAGAACUGCCUCGCCGGGGAAACGAGGGCCACGGCGGUGUGUGUCGUUCCGUCGCCGUCAGUUGGC